UAUAAAUGGGAAGUUAAUGAAAUAACAUCAUUCAUUGAGUCUGCUAAAAACGAGGAAGAGACAGUAGAGCUUAACUCAUCAAACUUUGCUACUAAUGAUAAGACUAAAAAUUCAUGGUAUUUACAACUGAGUCUAUCAAAAGAAAAGGAAUGGGUAUCACUAUUCCUGCAACGCAAUAAUGGGAAAAAUAAAGUAAGAACAGAGAUUUCACUAUUUCUAUGAAACAGCAGAAAUGAUAAAAAAUUUCAAAAAACUGCCUUCAUAACUUACGACUUGAAUAAAUCGUACGGAACGGAACAUUUUCUUGAAAUAAAAGAGUUACUGAAAAAGAAAGAUGAUCUUAUACCAAAAAACACCUUAACUGUAUGUGCUAAACUAACUGUUUAUGACGAUUAUAAAUCAAUUACUACUGAUUAUCCGAUGCGAAAACGACAGCGUAAAAUAACUGAUGAUCUUAAAAAACUCUAUAAUAGUCAGAUAAACAGUGACGUUACUUUCAUUGUGGGUAAUGAAAAAUUCAAAGCUCACAAGAUCAUACUGUCAGCUCGCAGCCCUGUAUUUUCCGCAAUGUUCACCCAUAAAAUGAAGGAAAACAGAGACAACAAAGUUGCAAUACCUGAUAUAGAACCUAAAAUUUUUAAUAAACUGUUGGAGUUUAUUUAUACUGACGAAAUAAAUGAUUUAGAUAUGGAUGCUGUGAGUUUAUUGGAAGCUGCAGAUAAAUAUCAAUUGUUAACACUAAAAAGUUUAUGCGAAAAAUCGUUAUCUAAGUCCGUCAGUAUUGAUAAUGCGAUUGCAUUGAUGAUUUUAGCAGAUCUGCAUAAUGCUAAUCAAUUAUUCGAACGUGUGCUUGAAUUAAUAAUAAAAAAUAACGAAGAUGUCAUUGAUACUCCAGAGUAUAAAAUAUUAGAAGAAUCUAAACCACUGUUAUUAACGAAAUUAAUUAAAAAACAAGUGACUUUGAUAAAGAAUAAUGCUUCAAAAGAUGAGAAAUAAUUGGGAUGUUGUUCACUAAGUACUUAAUUAAUUAGAGAACGGCUUUUGAGCAGAAUAUUUACCUACAAUAUUUGGGUUUUAUGAUUUGAAAACGAU
Messenger RNA from Microplitis mediator, 1092 nucleotides. Its product is annotated as speckle-type POZ protein B-like. Gene Ontology annotation, molecular function: ubiquitin protein ligase binding. The transcript has 2 exons. Gene Ontology annotation, cellular component: cytoplasm. The coding region runs from base 421 to 996 and encodes 191 amino acids. The record is from RefSeq and is a predicted model, not a curated record. Gene Ontology annotation, biological process: proteasome-mediated ubiquitin-dependent protein catabolic process; regulation of proteolysis. Lineage: Eukaryota; Metazoa; Arthropoda; Insecta; Hymenoptera; Braconidae.